Messenger RNA from Corticium candelabrum, 2075 nucleotides. RefSeq lists its product as uncharacterized. Gene Ontology annotation, biological process: positive regulation of hippo signaling. The coding region runs from base 23 to 1957 and encodes 644 amino acids. Lineage: Eukaryota; Metazoa; Porifera; Homoscleromorpha; Homosclerophorida; Plakinidae. Gene Ontology annotation, cellular component: plasma membrane; cell junction. Gene Ontology annotation, molecular function: protein binding. The transcript has 9 exons. The record is from RefSeq and is a predicted model, not a curated record.
UCUAUGCGCAAUCCGGGUUUCCAUGACUAUGUCCGAUGUGGCCAACGGAUUCUAUAGAGGAGACGGCAAUGAUGACACUCUACUUGAACCAGAUCUCGAUGCUAUAGAAAAAGAUCACCUGGCGAGGACAAAGAACAUCAUGAAGGCCAUGGACCCUGUUCUCGCUGAACGGAUCAUGCCAGCUGUUGCUUCCGUCAGUGACGAAGAGACGGCGGCCACGACCAUACAGGCGCACUAUAGGGGCUAUCUUGCUCGAAAACAGUACGUUUCAAGGCUUUACAAGCAGUUCGAGCAGGACGAGCAGGAGAGGCUUAUGAAGCAGUUACAGCAAGUUGAGGAGGGAGAGCUAUUAGUGGAAAUGCAUCGUCUCAAAGUGGAAGUUGAGGAAGACCAAAUCAAGCGUCAUAACCGAGACUUAAGGCUAAAUACACACGUCAUUAGGAUACAGAGAACAUGGAGAGAAUACAAGAGGAGAAAGACAGCACUGAAUCAAAGUAAUGAGAUGAUAGCCGAAGAGACCACAGACAAGCGAAUUAGUGUAAGAACUAGUGACAGGUCGGUGGAACUCGGGAAUAAAGAGCAUGAACAAACAGAGAGAGACAGUGUCAUUGAAAGACAUGAACAAGUGGCAGAAAAUCAUAUGGAACCGUCAGAAAACUCACAGGAAGAAAUGGAACAUUCAAUGGUAAAUGAUGGUUUUCCGCUUGUCGAGAGUAGCAUGCUGGAUUCUACCACAAGACAAGAGAGAUCGCAUAGUCAAGAUGAUAGCCAUGGCAACGAUUCACCUACAAUGAUAUUUGAUGUCAAGGUUUCUAAUCAGGACAACUUGCUUUACAGUGAAAACACGUCGUUUGCUAUAUCUAGUUCCAAUCGUUCCGAAGACGUCUUACCCUCACAGCGAUAUCCACUGAAACCUCCGAGUUUUUCUGAACUCGAGAAUGAUGUAGAUGAAGAACUGCUGGCAGUGCAAAAUGAAGAUGAAGACGAAGAUGGACCAGACUUAGAUCAUGCGUCUCAUCGUCAUUCAAGUCUCAGUCCAACUGAAAUGUUAACGUUAGGAUGGGCUGCUACUGAAAUGAAACUCGAGGCUCUCGAUGCAACAGAGGCAUUGACCGAUAGGCACUUUAUGAGUGUGUGUGAUCCAAAUAGAGUGAGCACCACCAGUGAGGACAUCGCUGGUGGAAAUGGAAGUCCGAAACCAGACAGUAUGCUGUCGAAAUGCCAUCGACAGACAGGUCUCCAGUUGGUCUUUGUUGAUGACGACAUGCUCGAAAGCAGUGGGGAGGAGACCGGGAGAUCGCCGUUACAAGAUGAUACGAGGCAGCAGAUAGAAUUAGAGAGGAGGAACGUACAGGGAGAGAUGGCGUGCAGCAAUAGAAACGUCAGUGAAGUAAGAUGUGAUGAGAGGAGAGAAAUUGAAACUACAAUCGUUGAAGAAAAAGCUGAACUGGUACAAGAGGAGACUCAAAAUGAAAGACUGGAUCGAAUGGAAAUGCGAGCAAACCCAUUUCAUUCGGAUUCUGCAUCACCCGUUCUAUCCCCAUUGUCAUCAGUAGCAGCAUCUGCUUUGUUUAGUGAUGAACAAGAGAAAGGUAGAGAGACUGCAUCACAAAGUAUUCACUCCCGAAUUCUCACUUCAAGAGAACAAUUUGAACAGAGACGAAGUAAACCGUUAAAACGACAAGCACUCAAGCAGCUGACACUUGUACAGCUCAUUUGUAUUGUACAGAAUUUACAGGCACAAAUUGAAGGAGCCUCUGAGGCAUUGGUCGAAGGCCUGGUAGAACGCGAUGAACAGAAAACAAAGCAAGACAGUCUGAAUGCAAAAAGUGGUGAAUUAACACGGCAAGCACGAGAAACGCACAGCAAUGAGCAGCAAGCACAACAAGCAGCCAAUUUGAGCAAAAAGCGAUGGUGGAAGAAACAACGACAGGGAGCUGAAAACACAAGCAAAUGAUUGCUGUGGACAUUGACGAGGGUUUUAUAACGUAAUAAAGAGAAUUGAGUGUAGAGUCUAUUUAUUAGUUAAGUGAUUAAAUAAUUUUUAUUGAUUGUGGGCAAGGCAGCAAGAGAAA